AUGUACAAAUGUCAUCUCAUUAACAGAGAGGAGAUGAACCUCUUCCAGCAGAACGCUUCGGCAUAUGUGAUCCAUGGACGGGACAUGAAUCUCUCUGAUAUGCCACCAGUGACACCCAGACAACUAAGAGUUUAUAUGCUCAUGGAGUCACCACAUCAUGUUGGAUCUGCCCUUUAUCGGUCAGGGGAGGUGGUGGAGAUGCAAUGCGCACACCAAUCGGCCAGUAGCACCCUUGCUCAAGAAUUUGGAGGGCUACGCUUGUUCUGGGACAAAGGAGGUACAGCAGACGCCACUAUGACGUAUAGACGAGACUCACGCUACUUCUACCCUUAUGGGCAAUUCGUGCCGUUAGCUGCUGAGGACAAGAAACAGCCUCGUUUGUUUGUAACACAGCAGCAAAUUGCCGACUCUUUGAAGAGGAAGACGAGAGGGUCACUUAUAUUUGUCUCGAAUUGCAGGACACCUUCGAAACGAGAAAAACUUAUCAAGGAACUAGGCCAACAUACUGAAGUAACGGUUAGAGGAAAGUGCGAGGAACAGUUCAGCGUCGGCAACGAAACGCGACGAUUCUCAUGCAAAGAAAACUGUGAUGACGAUGCCCUCAUAGCUACUCAUCGAUUUUAUAUUUCGUAUGAGAACAGCCUAUGUACCGACUACAUCACGGAAAAAUUCUAUCACAGGAUCUCACAACUACUGGUACCAGUUGUAAUGAGAAGAAGGAUAUACGAAGGUAUUGUUGCAAGAUGUAAUAUUUGA
This is a messenger RNA of Cooperia oncophora, 756 nucleotides long. Lineage: Eukaryota; Metazoa; Nematoda; Chromadorea; Rhabditida; Trichostrongylidae. The record is from the annotation of a GenBank genome assembly.